AUGCCACCAAAACCAGGAACGUGUUACAAGUGCGGACAAACCGGACACUACUCUCGAGAUUGCGCGACGCCGAAAGAGUCGUGGUUGCCGAAAGAUCAGAGAGAGGCACAUUUUUCCUCUCUCACUGCCAAAGCGACGACGACUACGAACAAUAAUAAUAAGAACGAUGAUGUGAACGACAACAACAACAACUACGAAGACGACGAGCGAGCGAUGGACAUCGGCGAUGGUGGUGCGGGGGGAACGACGACGACACCAAAAGCAGAAGAGAAAGAGUCGAAACGGAAACCAAAGUUUUCCGUGGAGGAACACGUUUUAGGCCCGAACGGAAUUCAAAAAGUCUACGAAACCUUCGCGGAUGUGUACGAUCGAGAAAGGAAAGGGAAAGGGAACGAGACGCACGAUAUUGCUUUGAUAUUAGGCAUGUAUAGAAAUUGGGCGCACGAGAUGUACCCGUACGAGGAUCCAGAUGUGGUGUUGGAGCGCGUGAGGAAGUUGAAGAACAACGCGCAAGUAAGGAACGCGAUGCAUAGUUUUAUGGAUAUGGGCUUAGGCGAGGACGAAGAUGGAGAUACGAAGAAAGGUAAAGCGAGCGCGAAGAAGAAGACGAAAGAGAAUAAAAGAAAGAGCGGCGAUGGUGAAGACGUUGACGACGACGACGACGACGAGGAUGAUAUUGUCGGUGAUGAUGUGGAAUUUCCAGACGACUCUGACGGAGGAGAAGAUGAAGAGGAAUACGACGAUGUCGAGUUUCCGGACGACGACGAGGAGGAGGAUGAAGACGCCAUGGACGCCAUGCGCGAAGCAGAAGGACUCACUAAACCAAUGAAGAAGAAAAAGAAGAAUAGUAACAAGAAAGCGGAAAAUAUGUUCGACGAUGCCGUCGCGCCCGAGAAAGAAGCGUUUAUGCUCCCUCCUUCAGACGACGAUGAGGAUAAGGACGAACCGUUAGAUAAAGAACGCGCCGAGCAAGCUAAGAAAGCCAAAGAGGAAGCCGCUGCGGCGAAGAAAGCUCGGGCAGAUCAAUUGAAAGAGGAGAAAAGACGACGCGUUCAAGAAACGUUGGCAGCUAUUAAGGCGAAGAAGGAUGCGGCGUUGGAGAGAACCCAUCAAAGUCAACGAGGAAACGCGGCUACUUCGAGCUCAUCGGAUGAUUCAGACUCCGAUUCGUCCUCACUUUCGAAGCAUUCAUCUGAUUCUUCCUCUUCUUCUUCUCUUUCCUCUUCGAGUGAAUCCAGAGGUAAAAAAGGGAAGAAAUCAACGAAAAAGAAGAAGAUUGCUGCCGCCGUCGAGAAGAAAGAAGAUAUGCCGCCGCGGAAGAAAUCGACGAAGAAGAAGAAGAGAAUUUUGAAAAAGAAGAAAGAUGUGGGAGGAGAAGAUGGAGGUGCGUCAGAGGAGGAUGCGGGGGCAAUACCAGACGCUGUGAAUUCGCCAUUUCGGCCAAAAUUGUUCAACCAAUCAUCUUCAGACGAAGAAGAAGAAGCCGAAAAACCGACUCGACAGCGCAGAGAGAUCAAGGGCAUGGCGAGCGAUUCGGAAUAA
This is a messenger RNA of Bathycoccus prasinos, 1542 nucleotides long. RefSeq lists its product with no specific name. Gene Ontology annotation, biological process: DNA damage response; replication fork arrest; replication fork processing. Gene Ontology annotation, cellular component: replication fork protection complex; nucleus. The transcript has a single exon. The record is from RefSeq and is a predicted model, not a curated record. Lineage: Eukaryota; Viridiplantae; Chlorophyta; Mamiellophyceae; Mamiellales; Bathycoccaceae. The coding region runs from base 1 to 1542 and encodes 513 amino acids. Gene Ontology annotation, molecular function: DNA binding; zinc ion binding.